GACACGUCAGUGCUAGAUGAGGAGACUGGGACGGAAUGGGGAUCUCUUCACAAUAACUUCAAAAAUAGAAGAAAGUAACAAAACAAAAGAGGCACGACAUCCACUGCGUAACGUUUAGGAAAACUCGUAGGCUACUCUUAUUCUUGUUGACUUGGAGCUUGUGAGAAGAUAAAGAAGUGUAAUUGAUUCUAUCGGACGGUAUUUGCACCUUCCCUGGAUAUGGUCGCACAGUUUUUCACGUGAAGGUAGAGUGAAUUUCGAAAGGACAUCAUUGAAUGUGAAUUACACACUCCUGGUAGUACUGGGGCUGCAUCUGGAACACACGCGAGGAAAAGAGAGCAGAGAGAGGCGAGCGCUUCUGCUGUAUAGAUGGGGGGGAAGGAGAAUAAGUAGAGCCUACUAUUUCCAUAUAAAUGGCUUACUAUUGAGCUUUCUUUGAGGAUUGAAGGGCAUUGGCAAAAAAAAAAAAACGGUUGUUUGAAAAAAGUUGACAGCUCAUCUUCCAUGGAGUCUCAUUGCAAUUUUGGAGACUUGAUGUGUGACGAAAACGGACCGCACGAACGGACUGAGCUCCAGGAUUACGAUUAUGUGUUGCUCCACAGUAAAAUGUUGCCUGUAAUGUUUUCUUGGUGCUUAUAGAAACUUGAAUGCAAAAUGUUCAUAAAACAAAGGCAGAAGCCACGUUUCAUGUGUAAAGACACAGACAAUGCAUUUAUGUUGUUGUUAUGAUGGGUAUGCAUUUCUAUUCAACAAGGUUGUGGGAGGAGUCAUGAUUAUUAUGUCUACAUUUCCAUCACAGUCCAAAUCGUCAUGCAGCAUGUCCAGUUACAAAGUCUAAUGCUUGUCCUGGAUGGAGUGUCAAUAGGAGCAGGAAUACAAUCACAUGGACACGCCUUGUCAGUCAUUAAACAAAUCAGAUAAAUGCAGUGCAAAUAUGAUCAAUAGACUGUAUUGAUGAGCCCAUAUAUAAGGCUAAUGAUUGGCCCAUCCUCUGUUUACUUAACAUGCCUGUGAGAAUAUGUUGUGAAAGUUUCAGAUGACUGCUGACAGCUCAUUGAAAUAGACAUAAGAUAAUUUAUUUUAAGAAAACAUGUUUAGAUUGGUAGCAUACAUCAUAUUAAACUCUUCAAUAACAGCUGGAAUACCUUUUGUUGAAAACUGCUGCUCUAACAUUAGAAUGUCUUUGAGAAUUCAUGAACAGGAUAAUUUUUUUGGCUAAUUUCUAACGAUUGCUUUUUGAAAUAUUUAUAGACACUAUUCUGCAAGAUGAUCGCUGUGAUGAGCAUGGUGACCCAACCUCCAGACGAGCUUGUCCCCAGGCAAGCGGCCAAGGCUACAUUUUCCAUCUAAUUGUCCUGACUUCAGGUGAUUGGAAUUAUGGGGUGAUUUCCAUCUCUACAACCUGACAGAAACAUGGAUUUGAACUUCUCCAUGGUCCGCGAUAGCGAUAAUUUGCUGGAGAGAAACUCAUCCAAGCGUGUUCUGACAGGCUGCUUUCUCUUUGCGCUCAUCCUGACCACACUGCUGGGGAACACACUGGUAUGUGUUGCCGUCACCAAGUUCCGCCACCUGCGCUCAAAGGUCACCAACUUCUUUGUGAUCUCUUUGGCCAUCUCAGACCUGCUGGUGGCCAUCUUGGUGAUGCCAUGGAAGGCAGCGACGGAGAUCGUGGGCUUCUGGCCCUUUGGAACCUUCUGCAACAUCUGGGUGGCAUUCGACAUCAUGUGCUCCACAGCGUCCAUUUUGAACUUAUGUGUCAUCAGCGUGGACAGAUAUUGGGCGAUCUCAAGCCCAUUCCGCUACGAGAGGAAGAUGACACCCAAGGUGGCAUUUAUUAUGAUCAGUGUGGCAUGGACGCUGUCUGUGCUCAUCUCCUUCAUCCCUGUGCAGUUGAACUGGCACAAGGCUGCGGUGUUGGAGCUCAACAGCACUUACGGGGAGCUGCCUCCGGACAACUGCGACUCCAGCCUUAACAGGACUUAUGCCAUCUCCUCCUCCCUCAUCAGCUUCUACAUCCCUGUGGCAAUCAUGAUCGUGACUUACACCCGGAUUUACAGAAUCGCCCAGAUACAAAUCAGGAGGAUCUCAGCCCUGGAGAGAGCUGCGGAGAGUGCCAAGAACCGCCACAGCAGCAUGGGGAACAACUCCAACAUGGAGACGGAGAGCUCCUUCAAGAUGUCUUUCAAAAGAGAAACCAAAGUCCUAAAGACCCUCUCUGUCAUAAUGGGUGUGUUUGUAUGCUGCUGGCUGCCCUUCUUUAUCCUCAACUGCAUGGUGCCCUUCUGUGAGCCCAACAGCACCUCUGAUUUCCUCUGCAUUAGCCCUGCGACCUUUGACGUGUUCGUCUGGUUCGGCUGGGCCAACUCCUCACUCAACCCCAUCAUAUAUGCCUUCAACGCGGACUUCCGCAAAGCGUUCUCCAUCCUGCUGGGCUGCCACAUACUCUGCCCGGGCAGCAAUGCCAUAGAGAUAGUGAGCAUUAACAACAAUGGAGCUCAGCCGCCUGCAUCCCAGUAUCAGUCCAAAGGGCACAUUCCCAAGGAGAGAAACAAUGCCACCUAUGUGAUUCCCCACAGCAUCCUAUGUCAGGAGGAGGAGCUGCAGAAGAAGAAUGAGGUUGUGAUUAAGACCUUGGAGAAACUGUCCCCAUCCCUUUCUGGGAACUUGGACAGCGAUGCCGACGUGAUUAAUCCUAUAACUCAGAACGGCCAACACAAAGCUGUGACAUGUUGAUCGGUGUAUGUAUUGGUAUACAAAAAUAGAAGGAACCCACAGAGGGAGAGACCUAGCAGUAUGCCUAGCAAAGGUGUGGGGUAUACAAACUGAGCUUCACUGCGAACCUUAAAACUCUAAUCACUAUGGAAAUCUACAGAAUGUUUCAAAUGAAGGCAGUUUAUCCUGGAUAUCUAUCCGCAAAACACCUUCAGCAUUUAUUAAUGAAGUAUAGACAGAUUUGUUGAUAAAUGUUCCAUAACUUGAAUAAAGAAAAAAGAAAUACACACGUGUAUACAUGUUGUAUUUACAAAUAUGUAUACACUUGCAUAUGUGUACAGUAGUGAUGUUUCAAAUAUCCAGGAUGCCAUUAUAACAUGGAGAAAGAAGUAGAAAUAUUAGCUAAAUGUCUUGUAAGUGCUUUACAUGUAUAUAUAUACAGCGUGUUUCAUAUUCUCCAUACAGAACUAUAAAGA
This is a messenger RNA of Coregonus clupeaformis (lake whitefish), 3188 nucleotides long. Its product is annotated as D(1)-like dopamine receptor. NCBI's taxonomy places the organism in Eukaryota, Metazoa, Chordata, Actinopteri, Salmoniformes, Salmonidae. The transcript has a single exon. Gene Ontology annotation, cellular component: plasma membrane. The record is from RefSeq and is a predicted model, not a curated record. The coding region runs from base 1414 to 2733 and encodes 439 amino acids. Gene Ontology annotation, biological process: G protein-coupled dopamine receptor signaling pathway; vasodilation; adenylate cyclase-activating adrenergic receptor signaling pathway. Gene Ontology annotation, molecular function: dopamine neurotransmitter receptor activity, coupled via Gs; G protein-coupled receptor activity.